GUUUCCAAGUUUGCAACGUCGUUUGUUUGUGCUCGCUUUAACGAAGCUCGUCUUUCCUGCUUUGACCUUUUUUAAGGUCGUUCAUGUCGCUUUCACUUCUUUUGGGGUCAAGUCAAGGGCGACGUUCUGAUUUCGCUUUAUGAUUGCAAACAUUUGAAUGCAAUGCGAGGAGAUCAUUUGCAGUUUAAAAAAAAAAAAAGAAUAACUAUCUCUCACAGUGCUUGUUCGAGAUUACGGAUGACGCCAAUGUGUACUAACUGUCUUUCGUUUCAUUGUUUUAUAUUGAUGUCCUAGUUUAGUUAUCGUCGAUAGUUUCCCCACAAAUAUUUAAGCCAGUCGUCACCUUCCUGUUGCUUUAGUUUUGGUUAGUGAUUGACUAAUUCUGCACGAAUUUGCGAUUUACGGGAGAUUGCAUCAUAGACAACAACAACAACAAAAGUUUCUCCUUCACCUGCUGCUUAAAGAAACGACUGCAAUAAUCUUUGACAGCAUUGUUUCCCCAGACUUUAUUGAGCCGAGGCACAUAUUAUACAUGAGAAAAAGUAGCACCGAAUAAACAAACAAAAGUGCUGAAAUAAUGCUGAUCUGGUCUCAAUGAAGUCACAAAUGUACUUCUUCUCCUUGAAAACUUGGCCUAUUGAGUUGAACGCAAAGCUGCAACUCUGUUGUCUGAAUCUCAACGGGAGGAUCCAAAGGUGUCAAGAUGGUUGUUCUGUCCAAGGAGUACGGCUACGUGGUGUUGACCGGCGUUGCCAGUAUGAUCAUGGUGGGACACUUGGCAGUUCAAGUGGGCAAAGCUCGCAAGAAGUUCAACGUGCCGUAUCCGAAGAUGUACAGCGACGACGACAGCGAAGAGGGCAACGUUUUCAACUGCGUGCAGCGUUCGCACCUAAACACUCUGGAACUGUACCCUGCCUUCCUUUUCUGUCUGGCUGUUGGUGGUUUGCAUAGACCUCGCCUCAGCAGCGGACUGGGAGCUGUAUGGAUCAUAAGCCGAGAGCUGUACGCCCAAGGCUACUCAACAGGAGAUCCUCAAAAACGAAGGCGGGGAGCUUUCGGGAACGCGGCUCUGCUCGGAAUGAUACUGACCACCGCCAGCCUCGGCUCGCACUUGUUGGGCUGGACACGACCCCGGUUGGGGUCGUGGUGCGACGUCGCCGAAUGUUGUUGACGAACAGGCCCUCGGGAUGCGAGUCGCCAUAAUUGCGCGGUGGGCAGCUUCACCUUUGCCAUAUUUCCCGCAGCGCUUGUUCGCAACUGCUCAACGCUGAAGUGACCUGACUGGUUCUCCACGUUGGGAGUGGCCUCCCUUGGAUUAGGAUUGAGGGUGUUGGCCCCUUGUGGCGCUCACAAAACAUGAUUGCUUUUGUUCUCUUUUUAAAUAAACGCAGCACAUAUGAGACCGCGUCUGUAUUUUUCAUUCA
This is a messenger RNA of Phycodurus eques (leafy seadragon), 1424 nucleotides long. RefSeq names its product microsomal glutathione S-transferase 3a (gene mgst3a). Lineage: Eukaryota; Metazoa; Chordata; Actinopteri; Syngnathiformes; Syngnathidae. The transcript has 6 exons. Gene Ontology annotation, molecular function: glutathione transferase activity; glutathione peroxidase activity. Gene Ontology annotation, cellular component: membrane; nuclear envelope; endoplasmic reticulum. The record is from RefSeq and is a predicted model, not a curated record. The coding region runs from base 704 to 1171 and encodes 155 amino acids.